Didymodactylos carnosus is the source of this 651-nucleotide messenger RNA. The record is from the annotation of a GenBank genome assembly. Lineage: Eukaryota; Metazoa; Rotifera; Eurotatoria; Philodinida; Philodinidae.
AUGAGAAUCUUUUCUUUGAAUUUAUCUGUCCUUAUGGGUGGCUUUCAUUCAUUGUGUCAUCUUAUCAAUGAUUUUAUAUUUGAGCUGUCACACGCUAAAACUACACCACUUCUUAGUGAGAAUGACACUAAUUUGCUUGAAGAUGAUUAUAUUAGUUGGACUAGAUGGAUCUUAGAGCAACUUAAACAAAUGACAACACGCGUUUCUCCUCGGAUGCAUUCAUCAAAACAUCGGACACCAUUUGAAGCUAUAUAUUUAUUUUGGGUUAAAUUGAAAUCUGGUUUAUCGUUUCGACAGAUUGGUACUUCAUUCAAAAUUGACACAUCGGAGGAUAGUAUUCGGCGUCGUGUCGAGGACACAUUUCAUGUCAUACGUGUCUUGGAAAAAGAAGAGGAGCAGAAUGCUGUUGAUCAAGAUAUAUCAGUCGAUCUUGUCGAGACGUCGGUCGAAACCGAUAAAGAAAAUGUUAAUAUAGGUCAUGAACAAGUGGUAGCAGCUACAUCGACAAAAACUGCCGUUGCAACUACAUCAACACCAAAAAUUGUUGAAGCACGAAAAAGUGUACCAAAUCAACGAGAAAAUCUAGCAGAACCACGUAAAAAAACACCUAAAGGACAAUUUCUGUCCUCAAUUGGUACGGAAGAUAUUUAG